AUGAGUAAAAUCUCUCCCAAAGCUCUGGCAACAACCCCAAGAAUUACAAGUAACAAUUCGUUUGAAGCAACACUUGUCGAUAGUAGAGAUCCCGCCAUUUCGAAUAUUUCUUCACAUAUUGAAAACAUGGUCGGAGCACAGUCAAGAUUGACAAUAGAACAGCUUGAAAGCAAUAGACUCAAACUCGAACAUCUCGAGCUUCUCCGUGUCAAGCAUGGCGAGCGAAAUCACCAUGAAGCUACCAACGCUCCACUCCUCACGAUGCCUGUCAUGGAGCAUGUACAGAGGCAGGACAGCAAGCAGAAAGACCGUCAAUUUCCACAGUACGGACUCAUCGCAGGAGCAAUGGCUAGCGACAACUUGGAGAUGGACAAGGAAACUCGCUCAACAUUAAAUGAAGAUCCUCGCAUCUUUUUCAACAUCGCAACUCCAUCGAGCACAUUUAUUUGUGGGAGUCAGGGCUCGGGAAAAAGUCACACACUUUCUUGCAUGCUGGAGAAUGUUCUUGCUCCAUCUGUCGCCAGUCAGCUACCGCAUCCACUUACGGCUCUGGUUUUCCACUAUGAUACCUUCAUCUCCGAUCGUGGUGGCUCGCCAUGUGAAGCAGCAUUUCUGGCGUCAAACAAAAAUAUCAAAGUCCGUGUUCUCUGCGCGCCAACGAAUCUUGCAACUAUUCAGUUGGCAUAUAGUAAGUUAAACGUCGACAUCGUCCCGUUAAAGAUAAACCAAACGGAUCUGAACACAAAGCGGAUGCUUGACCUGAUGGCAGUGAAGCAAGAUGAUGGUCCCAUGCCACUAUACCUACACACCAUCUAUCGAAUUUUGCGAGAUAUGCGAAUGAAACAACAAAAGUCUGGUGCCUUAUUCGAUUAUGGAGUGUUCAAACAAAUGGUCGGAAACACAACCAUGACACCCGCCCAAUUAGGGCCAUUGACCCAACGCCUGGAAACAUUGGAAAGUUUCAUGAAUGUAGAGCAAACAAAUUUGGCAUCAAUGUCUGGAAAGAAAAAAGCGAAAGGGAUUAAGGGCAUCGAUUGGUCCCCACGAGCUGGUACCUUGACCAUUGUUGAUCUUUCCUGCCCCUGUGUCACUCCCGAAGGAGCUUGUGCACUCUUCAAUAUCUGUCUGAGCAUCUUUCUAGAAGGAGAUACUAAGAUAGGCCGUGUGGUUGCGUUAGAUGAAGCGCACAAGUACAUGAAUAAGUCUGCGGAGGCAUCCACACUGACGGAUACCCUCCUCGCUACAAUUCGUUUACAACGCCAUCUUGGCACACGAAUAAUUAUUUCAACUCAGGAACCCACAGUAUCUCCCGCACUGUUGGACUUAUCCUCUGUGACUAUAGUCCACCGCUUCACAUCCCCAGAAUGGCUAUUGAGCCUGAAGGGUCAUCUCGCGGGUGUCGCAUCUAAACUGAUAGAAAGCGAAGAGUCGCAGAAUGGCAACGCAAAGUCUGAGUUGAGUACGGAGAGGAAAGUGUUUACUGAAACUGUCAAGUUGAAGGUUGGCGAAGCGCUGCUGUUCUCUCCAAGCGCUGUCAUAGGAAUUGGAGACGAAGAUGGGAACGAUUUAAAGAAACUUGGAGCGGGUUACUUGAAAAUACGUGUCAGAUCAAGAUUGACAACUGAUGGUGGAAAGAGCGUCAUGGCGGAAUAG
Molecule: messenger RNA, 1653 nt
Organism: Glarea lozoyensis ATCC 20868
Lineage: Eukaryota; Fungi; Ascomycota; Leotiomycetes; Helotiales; Helotiaceae
Product: P-loop containing nucleoside triphosphate hydrolase
Exons: 4
Coding region: 1-1653 (550 amino acids)
Source: RefSeq, a predicted model, not a curated record